AUGCACGGGCUACUUGCCGUUUCCGCUCUGCAUUACGCAGACUUCCAUCCAGCUGAGCGAGCUGAGUAUCACGUCAUCUCGACUCAUUACUCCACCUUGGCACUUGAGAAGUUUCGGGCCUUGAUCAACGACCUCAGUGAGGACAACUGCGAGACUUACUUCCUGUUCGCGUCGUUGAUUUACACCCUCUCUCUCUGCAACGUGGCAAGGCCGGCUGCAGUUCUUACUACGCAUGAUGUCUCACAGUCUUUCCAGCUAUUGAAAGGACUCCGCCUCAUAAUUGACUACAAACCUCUCGAGCAGUGGUUGACAAACGCGCCUCUCGGGAACAUGCUACGCUGCGCAUCGGAGAGCCUCUCGCCUGCACCUACUGCCCUGUCACCAGCACCUCGGGCCUCUUCUCUGGAGCCAGCGAACCCCUUUCACGCCCGGCUGGACAAGCUGCAGCACCUCGCUCGGCAGCUACCCAGAUCACUCGAGUUGAUCAAUCCGCAGUCAGCCACUUUCCUCAGCCUCGAGUGUCUCAGAAACACGCACUUGGACUGCCGCCGAGUUGCAGACAUCCAUGCCGCGCCUCACAUAUGGAGCUGGCCGAUCAUCAUCCCGAGCGUCUUUCUGGACAUGAUUGACUCUGGUCACCCCAUAGCGAUUAUAAUACUUGCCCACUUCGCCGCGCUGAGCUGGCCUUAUGAGCACAAGGAGUGGGCAAGUCAUGGAUGGAGCAAGAGUAUCAUGGGACUGGCGGAGAGAACACUGGAUGAAGAAUGGAGUGAGUGGAUAGUGUGGCCAAAGCGAAGCUUGGAGGAAAGGGUACCAGUGGACGCGAUGGAGGAGUAA
Molecule: messenger RNA, 837 nt
Organism: Thyridium curvatum
Lineage: Eukaryota; Fungi; Ascomycota; Sordariomycetes; Thyridiales; Thyridiaceae
Exons: 1
Coding region: 1-837 (278 amino acids)
Biological process (GO): regulation of transcription by RNA polymerase II
Molecular function (GO): DNA-binding transcription activator activity, RNA polymerase II-specific
Source: RefSeq, a predicted model, not a curated record